Messenger RNA from Zingiber officinale, 809 nucleotides. Its product is annotated as checkpoint protein hus1-like. NCBI's taxonomy places the organism in Eukaryota, Viridiplantae, Streptophyta, Magnoliopsida, Zingiberales, Zingiberaceae. The transcript has 5 exons. The record is from RefSeq and is a predicted model, not a curated record. Gene Ontology annotation, biological process: telomere maintenance; meiotic DNA integrity checkpoint signaling; nucleotide-excision repair. The annotation marks the transcript as partial. Gene Ontology annotation, cellular component: site of double-strand break; checkpoint clamp complex; nucleolus.
UUCCCCAUUCCUCCUCUUCUCCUGCCGAUUUCACCGUCACCGCGAUCUCCUCUUCAUUUGAGUUUCCUCCCCGCUCUCGACAAGCUCGGCCGGAUCUGCCAUGUCUACCUCACACCCGACCACGCCAUGUUCCUCCACAACCUCCUCGGCGGCGGUGGAGUCCAGUCCGUCGCCCAGUUCGACAAGGACGUCCUCUUCCGCGACUAUCGCAUCUCCAGCCAGAACGCCGGCCGGAUCGCCUUCGCAGUGGACGCCUCCCUCCUCCACCGCGCCCUCCGCAGUGCCCUCACCAUCCAGGAGCAGGCCCGCGACGAGACCGCCGCCAUCCAGAUCAAGCUCGUCAAGAAGCUCCCCGCCGGCUCCCGCAACCCUGCCCCCUUUCUCACCUUUGAGACCAAAGGGAGGGUUUCCGCCGAUGUGCAGGACGUGCCCAUCUCCAAGCCCCUUUCUCGGUCCGACGUGCUUCAGAUCCAGUCGGCCUUGGAUGCUUCUCAAGAUCUGCCUCAGACUUUGGUUCAGGUCCCUGAUCUCGCUCAGCUCCAAAGCUUGGUGGACCGUCUCAAGUAUGUCGGUGAUGUUCUCACUGUCUCAAUCGCACAGUAUGGAGAUCUUCACCUGCAGGUUUCUACUUCCCUUGUCACAGUUGGGUCUGAAUUAAGGAAACUGAGAGUCCUAGGUGUUCGAGAUCACUAUCAAGGAAGAAUGUUCAAAGGAAAGUAAAGGCUAAGGAGAAGAAACCAUAUACUCCAUUCCCUCCUCAGCCACCAAGCAAGGUGUCCUCAAGAGUACUGGGAAGAAUGCCGACAAGC